Misgurnus anguillicaudatus (oriental weatherfish) is the source of this 510-nucleotide messenger RNA. RefSeq names its product serine protease inhibitor Kazal-type 1. NCBI's taxonomy places the organism in Eukaryota, Metazoa, Chordata, Actinopteri, Cypriniformes, Cobitidae. The record is from RefSeq and is a predicted model, not a curated record. Gene Ontology annotation, molecular function: protein binding.
GGUAAAUCCUAAAGCUACAGUACAUGACCAUAGAGCUCAGAUCACCUGCUGACUUUCACACUUGAAUACGUAUACUCCAAAAGAGAUCAUGAAGUUGGCUAUUCUGUUCUGCGUUUCAGUCUUUAUUACCCUCUCUGCGGCAGCACCAGAGCCCAGAGAGGCCAACUGUGACCUAGACGCUAAUGGUUCGUGCACCCGUGAAUACAAUCCAGUAUGUGGAGAGGACAAAAUCUCAUAUCCAACCGAGUGUGUGCUAUGCAAGGAAAACAGGGACCGUGGCCAGAAUGUCAAGAUACUGCAUGAAGGAAAAUGUGAUCCUAUCCAGUAAGAAUACCGUAGGCAGCUGAAAGUGAUUUUCUGUCAUAGAUAAGCCAGUAUACCUCCAUAAGGCUAUACACUAUUGGAACGUUAUCAAACACCACCUUGUCAUGUAAUGGCAUGGAAUAAAACAAUCAAGCAUAUAUAUAAUUUGUUAUAAAGUUAUUGAUUAAAAUCUAUACUUUCCAACAA